Molecule: messenger RNA, 3435 nt
Organism: Porites evermanni
Lineage: Eukaryota; Metazoa; Cnidaria; Anthozoa; Scleractinia; Poritidae
Source: the annotation of a GenBank genome assembly
AUGGCUCCACCCACGACUAUGUGAACCUGGUUAUGUAAGGUGUGGACAUUUGGCAAACGAUAACCGGUCUUUGUACUGGCGUAGCCUUCCAGGAUGUUUUUAAAAUUGCAGCUUGACUCUUUGCCAUAGGGUGGCCGGUCAAAAAUCUUAAACCGGAGAGCAAAAUUUUAUCUUCUUUGGUUGGAAAUGUCAUUGUAUAUCCCUGUUUUCUUACUUUUUUUUCCGUUAGUUUUCCUUCUAAUUGAUCCGUUUUAAAUUGAGCCAGGUUUUUUGUUCGUUGGGUCACACAGUACAUCUUCGUCAGGAAGUAGGAAUUGUUCAUUGCUGCAAAUGACGUACCAGUUGUCAAAGUAUUUGCCCUUCACAGUUCCAUCAACUUGGUUUGUUACACCAAGAAGCUCCUCUGAACAAAUAGCGGGAUCACAUUGUGUUUUACUUCCGGUCCAGUCCCAACAAGGAAGAGCAAAGUUUUUCAUCGUUACUUAUUUCGUGUAAGGUUUUUUUCCCCAAGCCAACAUGUACAGUCGAUGCCACGUAGGAAACCCCUGCCCGUCAUUCGCAAACUCAAUAUGCGCCCUUGUCAUGUUAUGUUGGUGUCUCGUGCAGCAUAGUAGUGCAUUCACACGAACAAGUCAUAGUUGCUGACGUUGUGAAAGAGUGCUGUCGGGUCGCGGUUGGACUUAACGGUUUUGCUGACCUCUUCACUGUAUGGUGUCAAAGUCACCACAUAAUCGCUUAUAUAGUGCCUGGACAUGUUGAUGUACCUGAUGUAUUGAUCCUUCUCCUCGGCUGACAACUUGAGAAAAUUUUUGCGAGUCAGGGUUUUUUUUUUCUGCGUUUAGUCAUUGUCAUAGUAGCCAAACUCACACUUGUUGCAGUCAUAUCCAGCAAAGUUUUAAUUGCAUUUGCACGUUUUGUGGUAAAGUGCAGGAGGUCAGUUAUGGCGCGCGUCGUCUUUCUGGAAAGGUUGGUUAUGACGGAACUUGAACAUCCAAUCACGAAUGAUCAUUUCCUGUCAUGUACCUCUGUUUCCACCGCUACCGCAUGGUGCACUAAAUCCUUUUGGGAUUGGACAACAUUUCUUGUUUUUCAGAUUCAUCAGGAAUGUACAAACUCUAGGAAACUGACCUUCAGCCUAGGGUAAGGUGAACACAAUUAAGACAAGACACGUGAUGAUACGGCAGCUCAUCUUACUUGGGACUUCCUGAAUGAAUAAAGAGGAUUGUUCAUUUUCGAGAAAAGGCUAAUGUUCAACCAAGAGGUCUUUACGGGCUUCAAAAUAUAUCAUCAAAUUGUUAGCCGUCAGUCGCAUUGUAAAAUGGUUUGAACCCUAGGAACGCUUUUUAACACAGCGACUGUCUCCACCACAGAGGCGUCCUUGUGUUGCAGGGGAACUGGAGAGAAAGAAAAAGAGAGCGCGCGGGGCACGAUGGGAAGGGCAAAGAAAGAAGAGAGGCCUCUGCCAUAUAACUACUCGUUUCCUUGUAAUUUUGUCUAUUUGAAGUACAUGACCUACUUUAUAAGUAAAUUAAUAACACGAAUUUGGGUAAAAUCCUAUUUUAUAAGUCGAGUUAUCUGUUGAAUUAAGAAACUCUUAUGGUAUACCAUAUAUAAGCGAAACAUCUACUCUUUUCUUUCAUUAAUAUUGUCUAUUUUAAGCGGAUGAUUAAAUUUAUAAGCAAAUCUAAAUUGAUGUGCAAUCGAUUUUGUAAAUAACUCUAAUUACAUGUACCAUCGCUUACUGUUACGCAGGUUUAAUCUUGUAUCUUUUUAACAUUGUCUAUUUCAUUUGCCUGAUCCACCUCAUAAGUAACUUAUGAAUUAAGGUAUAUUCCUUUUCACAAGUAAGUUACCUAUGGUAUAGGAAACUCUAAUAUUAGAAUCGCUUAAUGUGCUAGCUACUCCGCAGAUUUAAUCGGCGUAAAACGUUUCAUAAGCCAAAAACUGAUACAAUUGUUUCUUUACUCGAUAUUGUCUACUUCAACAUUGUCUACUUCAUAAGCACAUAACUACAACUGCAUAAAUUUAGGUAAAUUCUAUUUCAUAGGAUACCUAAUGGGCUUUACUACUCGACGGAUUCAACGGUAUAUAUAGCCUAAAUUGAAUUUUUAUGUAGGCGACAUAUCUGCCGGUACCUUUCGUCAAUUUUACGUCUACAACCUACAUCAUAAUAAGUAUAUAAGUAAAUAGAAAUUGAAGUAAACCUUGCUUCAUGAAUAAGUUACCUAUUAUCGGCAUAGGGAACUCAUGUCUACUCCAGUAACAUAACUGCUAAUUAGUAACUACAACGCGUAUUUAAUUGUAUAUUCUACAACCUUUAAUAACUGCCAUAUCUACCAACAGUAUUUUUUAAAAAAAUAUGUUGUCUACCUCGUGUGUAUGAACUUCUUCAGAAGAAAUAAUACAAUGAAUGUAAACAGGGGCGUAGCUAGGGAUGCUCCUAGGGUGCCCGUGAUCCCCCCUUUGUAUGUCCCUACAAUUCAGGUGGCCAAAACCUGCGAAUCCGGAGAAACAAAAUGCAAUCAAUAUUUUCCAGUGCUAGAUUGUUGCUUACCCAUUUGCGGGACCGAACAUCUGCAGUGGACCAUGUUCUUGUUCCUUGUUCGCAAGUAAAAUAGAGUAUAUAAUGCUACGUGGAGCGGAAUUAAUCCAUGCAGCUAUCUCACUGCUCAUCCAAAACAAUGUCACUUGUAGUAAAACACGGCCUGGAUGUGGACAUACCAAUCUGGUAAGUACCCUGGGUGUGACACAGCGUAACCUCCCCCCCCCCGCCAGUUCCCCCCCGACCGCCUCCUAUGAAAAACCCUGGCUACGCCCCUGUAAAGUAACGUAAUCUAUCGCAUAUGGAAAAAUAGAGCUACUUAUUUUUUAUUUUUCCAAUUUAACCAUCGUAUAAGCAAGCCUAGGACAUACACUAGCGUCUCAGUGGUUUUCUCCCAGACCUAUAAUUUACCUUGUUUUUAACAACGUUACUCCAAAAACGGCAUUUGCUAUUAACCACGAUGGGAAAUACAAAAAAAUACACACUGCUGUAUUACUUCUGGGUAUCGUUACUAAAAUUGUACGGAAAAGUCCUCGCUACUUCCAAUAAGUGGUUUGUUUUCAACCUAAGUAAUUGCUUUCCUAAUAAUACUUUUGUACACUACUUUGUCAUGAUAAACAAUUGGACACGACUUCCUGCAAUAGACAUUUUAGCAAUUCAAUUCUAUCAACUGCGAAAAUUUUCACAAAAUAUUUGAUAGACGUUACACAGCUCUGGAUAGUUCAUCGAUUAUAUCCUGCAUGGUUGGUCUCGCUUCAGGAUCUGUCUUCAGGCAUCGUCGUACCAGGCCUCUUAAGGUGCGAUUCGUCAUCAGUAGAACUUGCUGUUCACGUCUUCUCGGAUCUGGAACUUGCCGGAUGCACAUUUCACAAAGAAGCACACCAAAGCUAUAA